Molecule: messenger RNA, 2651 nt
Organism: Procambarus clarkii (red swamp crayfish)
Lineage: Eukaryota; Metazoa; Arthropoda; Malacostraca; Decapoda; Cambaridae
Product: serine/threonine-protein kinase Nek8
Biological process (GO): protein phosphorylation
Molecular function (GO): ATP binding; protein kinase activity
Source: RefSeq, a predicted model, not a curated record
GUUUGUUUACGAAUGUUGUCAAGCAAAAUGUAAAUAAACAAUGUUUCCUGAGCACUAGUGAGGGGAGGUUUCCUGAGCAGUAGUGAGGGGAACUCUCCUGAGCAGUUGUGAGGGGAAGUCUGCUGAGCAGUAGCGAGGGAAACUCUCCUCAGCAUUUGUGAGGGGGAACUCUCCUGAGCAGUUGUCAGGGGAAGUCUGCUGAGCAGUAGUGAGGGGAACUCUACUGAGCAGUUGUCAGGGGAAGUCUGAUGAGCAAUAUUGAGGGGAGGUCUCCUGAGCAGUAGUGAGAGGAUGUCUGAGCAGGAGUGAGAGAUGGUCUCCUGAGGUCUACAGCGCCAUCCUUCACAAUUAUUGACACCACAAUGAACAAUUACGAAACUAUGCAAGCAAUUGGCAGAGGAGCUUACGGAAAUGUGUAUCUGUACCGACGUUUGUCCGACCACAAGCAAGUGGUCAUUAAGAAGAUACCACUUGAAUCUAUAACUAAAGUAGAAUGUGAGUUGACGAAGAAUGAAGUACGGGUUUUAUCCAUGCUUCAACAUCCAAAUAUAAUAGAAUAUUAUGACAAUUACUUGGAAAACAACACCAUGAUGAUUGUAAUGGAGUACGCACCUGGAGGCAACCUCUAUGAUUAUCUUCGCUCGCGUGGGGAAGGCAACUUUCUUCAAGAGGAGGAUGUAUUACAUUUAUUUUGUCAGCUGGUCCUUGGCAUGCAGCACAUUCAUGAGAGUAACAUUCUUCAUCGUGACAUCAAGUCAAACAACAUUCUUCUAGAUCGUUCUCAUUGCAUUGUUAAAAUUGGAGAUUUUGGGAUUUCUAAGAUUCUUAGCAGCAAGAGCAAAGCACAUACUGUUGUUGGUACCCCAUGCUACCUUUCACCAGAGUUAUGUCAAGAGAAACCUUACAAUCAGAAGAGUGAUAUAUGGGCAUUAGGUUGUGUCCUGUACGAACUGCUGGCACUGAAACGUGCAUUUGAGGCAGAGACAUUGCCAGCUCUCAUCAUGAAAAUAAUGCGUGGUAUAUUUGCUCCCAUCCACCCUCACUACAGCGCCGAGAUGAGGUCUCUGGUGCACCUGCUCCUGCAUAUGGACCCAGCACAGCGCCCCAAUAUCCAGCAGGUCAUAAGCCACCCAUUGAUAUUUCCAACCUUAUUUACACUCCAUCGGGAUCUUGGGAUGGUUCGUUGUAUUUCUAGGCCACUUCGCCUGUCUUCAGUUGGCACCCGAACUCGGUCAUCACGUGGCAGUGAGGAUUCUACAGACAAGGAGAGAACUGAUAUAGAAAAGAAGACUAUAAGUGAAGAGAUAAAAUGUAGUGAGAAAAAGUUGCCCCAGUCCAGUGCUCAAGCAGCUUCUGUGUUCUGUUGGUCCCGUCUUGGCACUCCAUUGAGAUUGUCUGUAGGCAAUGCUGAAGGAGAAGUGGUGUGGGUAGCUGCUAGCAGAACUCAUCGUGCUGGAGUCACAAGUGCAGGUCAGGUUGUGUUGUGGGAGAAGCAGGAACAAAAGUCUAAAGACAUCAGAGUUGCUGUCACUGAAAAUGAGGACGAGUCUCCAUAUAAACCGACAAUCUUGAGAUCCCCAGCAUCAGUAACAGUGGUGCAAGUGUCAUGUGGGGAUGGUUUCAUAGCUUGCGUCACAGAUCGAGGUAUUCUCUUAACCAGUGGGAUAGGAUCAUCUGGCAGCCUAGGCCAUGGAAAUACCAGUGACGUUGCUCAGCUGAGGAUAGUGGAGUCGCUGUUGGGUGUGUCUGUAAAACAGGUUGCCUGUGGGUCAGCACAUGUGGUAGCUGUGUCGGUUGACCAUCAGGUAUAUGCUUGGGGCUGCGGCAGUAAUGGACGACUGGGCAUAGGAUCACGCAUGACUCAGCUGUGGCCACAACAUGUCGAGAUCCAGUACUCGGAGCCGGAGGUGACGAGCAUUGUGGCGGGGCAUGACUGUUCCUUCCUAGUGACCACAUCAGGAGUCCUUCUUGCCAGUGGCUCAAAUAGACUGAACAAAUUGUGUGUGGAUGAAACUGAUCUUGCUGGAUGUGAGACUCUAAAGCAAAUAGAAGAUGUGGCAACAUUUGUGCCAGUGUGUUCUCGGCCUCUUGCAAACUCGGCCAUCAUCAUGGUGGCAACAGGGCUCAACCAUUCUCUGUUUGUGACAGAUGCUGGAGAAGUAUUUACAUGUGGGAAGAAUACUUAUGGCCAGUUGGGUCACAUUGGCUCACAGAACCCAAGGGUGCCUGCUCGGGUUAUGGAUCCUGUGGCCCGCACCCAGGUGACACAUGUCGACUGUGGCGAAGAUUUCUCCGUUGCUGUUACGCAAGAUGGUCGUAUUUAUUCGUGGGGUGGUAAAAAGGACCAUAAGGUAGCAGUAGAUGAUCCAAGUAAACCCAAAAUAUUGGCGAGAGAUCCAGUAGGAGAAAGUGCUCGUCCGAGGCUUGUGGACCUACGGCAGAAUAUCAAAGGGAAUAUUUCCAUAGCUGCUGCAGACGACAUUGUAAUCAUUUGCUAUAAGGCAUGAGGCUGUAUUUACAUAAGAUAUAUUUCAGUACAAAGUUAAUUUUUGUAUGGUUAUUUUGUCAACCAAUGUUUGAAGAAUAAUUUUACUUAAAUGAGAAGCACCAUAUAUUAUUAAAUUCUAAUGGUAAUAAAUUAGUGCACAAAA